Salvia hispanica is the source of this 706-nucleotide messenger RNA. RefSeq names its product sm-like protein LSM36B. NCBI's taxonomy places the organism in Eukaryota, Viridiplantae, Streptophyta, Magnoliopsida, Lamiales, Lamiaceae. Gene Ontology annotation, molecular function: RNA binding. The record is from RefSeq and is a predicted model, not a curated record. Gene Ontology annotation, cellular component: U4/U6 x U5 tri-snRNP complex; P-body; U6 snRNP. Gene Ontology annotation, biological process: maturation of SSU-rRNA; mRNA splicing, via spliceosome.
UGCUUAUUCCUCAUGUUCUAUUUCUAAAAUUAUUGUCUUCUACCCCAAAUUGCCUAUAAAUUUCAGAAUAAGAAAAAGAUUUUUUUUCAGGAGAAUUUUAUUGUUUCUACCUUGAAUUGCAAUCUCCGGCCGUCGUUCGCCGGAGUCUACAGGUUUUCUUGCAGUUCGCAUUAAUUUGGAAAAUGAGCGGCGCAGGGGAGAAACUGUCAGGCACUAAAACUCCGGCAGAUUUUCUGAAAUCCAUACGCGGACGACCUGUGGUUGUUAAAUUAAACUCCGGUGUCGAUUAUAGAGGUAUCCUUGCUUGUCUGGAUGGAUAUAUGAAUAUUGCAAUGGAACAAACAGAGGAAUAUGUGAAUGGCCAGCUGAAGAACAAAUAUGGAGAUGCCUUCAUUCGUGGAAAUAAUGUACUCUACAUCAGCACAUCAAAGGGAACCUUGGCUGAAGGAGCUUAGCUUUGUGAUCUGUCAGCUAUAUUGUAACCGUGACUUGCCCAGAAAAGUUCCUGCAAAAUGCUGCAGCAUCUGUAAUAUCUAUACAUAAUGAUAGCGUUCCUUUUGAAAUGUGGUUCAGUCUCUGCUUAUUUUGAAUUGUAGAAUGGUAACUGGUUAUUCCAAGGUAAUUAGUUUUUAUUGCUGUAACAAAAACAGUCAGAAAAAUAUUUGACCACGAUGUAGUUGAAAGUUGAAACUGUCCUUAUUUCAAA